This is a messenger RNA of Drosophila suzukii, 2451 nucleotides long. RefSeq names its product N(alpha)-acetyltransferase 30 A (gene Naa30A). Gene Ontology annotation, biological process: N-terminal peptidyl-methionine acetylation. Lineage: Eukaryota; Metazoa; Arthropoda; Insecta; Diptera; Drosophilidae. Gene Ontology annotation, molecular function: protein-N-terminal amino-acid acetyltransferase activity. Gene Ontology annotation, cellular component: NatC complex. The record is from RefSeq and is a predicted model, not a curated record.
UUUAGGUCACAGCUCUAGCCAGCUGUUCGCGCAUCUGUGUGUGGGUGCGGAUUUAUUCAUAGCCAACGGAAAAUCAGUCAGUUUCGGGGCACACGAUACAUAAUUUUACAUAAGUUUUACAUAGAUCGAGCUCGGAGUCCGAUCGGAACCACCCCCGGGCCCCCCACUCCGGAUAUCGAGAGGAAAAAAGCAGAGUGCUGCCCCCUGGUGUGCGAGGUGUGCGUUUGUGUGUGUGGGUCCCCGUGUACGUGUGCGUGUGUGAAUGAAAAAGCAGCAACUGUGAAAAUAUAACCAAAAAUAAGUCCGAGGUGCACAGUUGCAGGCGGGGAUUAGCAGUCCUCCCAGAUAACCGCAGGAGCCAGGAGGAGCAGCAGGUGCCGCGUGAGACUGAGACCCAACGCUUUUCAGGAUGGCGGAUGCCCAGGCAGCGGCGGUCGGAAAGAAAAAGUACAAGAACAAGAAGAACUCGGCGGAGAAGAGUCCCAAUCCGAAUACAAAUCCCAGUCCGAGUCCAGAUCAGGAUCAUGAUCAGGAGGCACCCACCAGCAAUGGGUAUGUGCGGCAGGAGGAGGAGGAUGCGGCGGCGGCGGCGGAGGAUCUCAGGGGCUUGCUCAAGCAGCUGCACCUUUGCAAUGGCCAUGGCGCCAAGGAGCAGGCUCCCUCGCCACCUCCGGUGGAGGUGCUCAACGGCCAUGCCCAUGGCCACAGCAACAACAAUCACAUACAGGCCACUAGUGGCGGCAGCAACAACAACAACAGCAGCCACCACAACAACAGCAGCGUGGACAGCAGCAACAACAACCGCAGGCAGCGGAGAGACGGGGAUGUAGAAGGAGUAGGUGGAGGAGGACCAGAUGCCCUCCAUCCAGAGGAGAAGCCUGUGACAGCCACAAGCAAAUGCACUGCCAACACACAAACAACCACAGCGACGGCCACAAAAUCAACAGUAUCGGAAGAGGCGGUAGUGUUGCAAAGGGAAGCGCCAGUGGCGACGGGGAGUGGCAAUGGACGGCAGGAGGCCGAGGAGGAGGAGCCGCUGCCCUCCACCUUGGACGAGUCCACGACCACCAUCACAGCAGAGUGCCAGCUGCCAGAACCUGCCAUUUCAGCCAUUUCAGCCGACGAGAUCGUGUACAAGGAGUACGAGGCUGAGCACCAAAUGCAUGACAUCAUGCGACUGAUCCAGGCGGAGCUGUCCGAGCCCUACUCGAUAUACACGUACCGCUACUUCAUCUACAACUGGCCAAAACUCUGCUUCCUCGCCUCGCACGACAAUCAGUACGUGGGCGCCAUUGUGUGCAAGCUGGACAUGCACAUGAACGUGCGGCGCGGCUACAUCGCCAUGCUGGCCGUGCGCAAGGAGUAUCGCAAGCUCAAGAUCGGCACCACACUGGUCACCAAGGCCAUAGAGGCAAUGCUGGCUGACAAUGCCGACGAGGUGGUGCUGGAGACGGAGAUGCGGAACCAGCCGGCCUUGCGGCUUUACGAGAACCUGGGCUUCGUGCGUGAUAAGCGGCUGUUCCGAUACUAUCUCAAUGGAGUGGACGCGCUGCGGCUGAAGCUCUGGUUCAGAUGAGUGGACCCGGCGGCUGCCGUUGAAAUUGUUGUCUAAGUAGCCGCCGAAGAAGUCGAGAUCCGCUCGUCCUGCCUGGCCUGCCACCUGGCAGCUUGAAUCGGCGCCCUCUUUUUUGUACCUAUUUAACUAGGAAGCAUCGUAGCAUCAGUUUACACCCCCGCCUCCCACUCACCCCGCCCCUCGUCUCUCUUUCAUUUGUAAAUUAUUUUUUAUUAUGUAGCAGCAGCGGCAGCAAAAGCAACAUCUGCAGAUCGCGUUUAGCAAAAGCAGAGCAGCACACAACGGACCCAAAAUUUGAUUAUUUUUACAGAAGGCAAUUUUGUAUGCAAUACGUGAUUUUACAUGCAUAAAAUUAUACAUUAAAUUCUUAGGCGAGCAAUUAGUUAUGUACAUUAAACAAUCUACACAAAUCAAUCUAGAGAAUAGACAACAACAACAUGGAGCAGCAGCGCAGCACACACUCAUUUACCGAACUAUAAACAUAGAAUCAAAUUUUGUAAAAAGAUUGAUCAAAAGCAAGCAAAAUCGUACGGAAACACACGAGUAAUGUAUAUCAAAAUAAACACACACAAUCGGAACAAAGAGCUAGGAACAGAACCGGAAACGGAAACAGAAACACUUGCGCAACACAUAAUGCAAAUUGUAGCGUUAUAUACAUGUACACACCUGCAUGGAAUGGACAGAGAUUGCCAUCCGUGCGGAUGAAACGACUCGCCAUCUGGUCUUCUAUAACUUCUAACUCUGUUCUCUCCAGUGUUAACGCCUGGGAUCAGGAUCAGAACACAGGAACAGAUACACGUAGCGAUAAGGAUGAGGAUGUGAUCAAUCCCGAGUAACAUUGAAAGAAUGCAAUAAAAUCUUAAACAAAUACGAAA